Saccostrea echinata is the source of this 15176-nucleotide messenger RNA. Its product is annotated as sacsin-like. NCBI's taxonomy places the organism in Eukaryota, Metazoa, Mollusca, Bivalvia, Ostreida, Ostreidae. The record is from RefSeq and is a predicted model, not a curated record. Gene Ontology annotation, molecular function: Hsp70 protein binding. Gene Ontology annotation, biological process: regulation of apoptotic process. The transcript is spliced from 15 exons. Bases 101 to 15046 code for a protein of 4981 amino acids.
CACACAGAAAAAGCCCCAUAUUGUUGUUACGGAUGAACUCCUACAGAAACAUUUAUCUUGCUUACAUAAAGAACUGGAACCCAAGGAAAUUGUGGAUAAAAUGUUUGAAGUUGGUGACAUUACGAUCAGAGACCAUGAUGAUGUGACUUUUCCUGAUAGAAAAUACAAACGUGUGAAGGAGCUCCUUGAAAUUUUAAAGAAAAAGGAAUUGUAUUCUAAGUUUGUAUUUGCCCUGGAGUCUUUGAAGUGUAUUCAGGUGCUAGAUACACUAGAAAAGGAUAGAAAAGUGACAAUGGAAUGUUCGGAGUAUGCUUUUUGCAUAACUCAGAACUUCUGUCUUCUCAAAGAGGAACUUCCAGUCACUGAAGAUGCUAGAAUAAUGGUGGAUCAGAUGUAUGGCUUCCUGGACGAAACAAACAUUUCUGACAUUAACUACUUUACCAGUGCAAGACAGAAGACAUCUAAACUGCUGAAAAUACUUUUAAUGAAAGGGAAAUCUGCAUGCAAGGAACUCUUCAGGGUUAUGGAAGUAGAUUUGAAUAGAGAGGACCUGAUAUGCAAAAUGAAGGAAAAGAGUGCUGAAAUGGAAAAAAGAGGAAUUCCUGUAUUGGACCCCAUAUUGAGGAGUCUACAGAUCUCUUGUCUAGAGGAUCAUAAAACUUUUCUGCUUGAAGAACUGGAGCCUCUUGAACUCUGUGACCUUUUGUUUGAGGAGAGUGCAAUAGACAUUCCUGAUCAUGACAGAAUUACAGAGACAAACAAAAUUUCUAAGCAAAUCCAACGUUUCUUGGAAACAGUAAAGAAAAAUGAAAAUAACUGCUUUCAUUUUUUACUGUUUAUUCUGAAAAAAAAAGGAUAUAGUGAAAUUCUUGAGGAGCUUGAUAAGGAUGACUCAGGAGCUAAAGGAGCUGAAACAAAUGCAAAGUUUGAAUGGAGAGUAUCACACAAAUUAAAUACCACAGUAUCUUCAGAAAGUGUACAGAAUAGAUCCAUAAAUGUAAAGCUAACAGUGGAGGGUUCCACAGGAAAGCAGGUAGAACAAGCACUUCAUCAGCAGGUCUUCACAGACACAGGGAUUAUUGAGGAGGCUGCUACAUAUGGACAAAUGAGCAUUGAAGAUAUCUCAACUGGUUCUGUGGUCAUACAGUUAAGGCCGGUCACUGACCAAGCUGUACAGACAUUACUCAAUGCCAGAGAAAACAACAAGCUGGUGGAGCUUAUAUUAGGAAUGAUAAAGAGGAUAAAUGUUCCCAGUGUUAAGGGUACAGAACCGCUGGAGGUCAGGGUACAGGUUUCUUAUUCACACUCAGCAACAGCGAAGCCAGAUAUUUCUAAGGCAGAACUAACCAAGGAGAGAGUGAAAGUUUAUAGGAAUGAGCUGAUCUCUGAGUUAGAACCUGGAGCUCUUAUUUCUUUGUUAUCAAAAUCAGACUGCUUUGCACAGAAUGCAAUGGACUCGAUAAGAAAUGCUCCCACUUCUAAUAAACGUACAGAAAAACUUCUAUCGUUGAUUGAGAAUGGUGAUUUAAAGACUGUAGAGGCUUUUAUUAGUGCAUUAAAGGACAUAGGAUAUUGUGAGAUUUUGGAAUUAAUUGAUCCCAUAGAUAUCCAUAGUAAAGCUGAAAAUGUCAGAAAGAUGAUUACAUCUAACUAUAAAAAUAUCCUGGAUGAAAUGCAGAUUACGUUAGCAAAAGAAACAUUAACUAAGUGUAUCGGAGAUGUUGAUACUAUUCAAAAGAAAAUCUCACCAAGGAAUGGAAAACGCAGGCAAAGAAUGGCCCAUUUCUUACAGUUCAUUCUUGAGGAAGACCACAAUGUAAUUCAGUUUGAGAAAAUGUUAAGAAAUCAUGGAUUAGAAGACUUGCUGAAAAAAAAUGAAAAUGUACAUGGAGAGCAUAUAACCAUCCAGGACAUAGAGAUUAUUAUUGCUGAGGAUCAGGUCCCUUCAUCAGAGGGAGUCCUGUUUGAGUCCCUCCUCACCCUGUCUCCCAAUGAAAACAGUGAGAGUGACAAUGACUAUGAAGGCCUGCAUGAUCCUCCAGUGCGGCAUCAGUUGCAGAAUAUCCUCCGACAGUAUCCGGAUGGACCCCAGAUCAUUAGGGAACUGGUACAGAAUGCUGAAGAUGCUAAAGCCAGUACUUUCAAGGUUAUGACAUGUAUGGAGGAUAAUUUAGGGGAUGGAGACUUUGACCCCAAAUACAAAAAAAUCUUUCAGGGACCAGCUCUAUGUACAUUCAAUGAUGGUGUCUUCACUGAAAAAGAUUGGAAAGGCAUUAAAACAAUUUAUGUCAGCUUGAAAGAAAAAGAUGAUACCUUUAAGAUUGGACGAUUUGGAGUUGGGUUCAAAUCAGUAUUUCAUCUUACAGAUACACCUGUCAUUAUAAGUGGAGAUCGGCUGUUGAUUAUUGACCCAACCAGUACCCCAGAAAGGGUUUGCCACAAUGUCACCUUCAAGAAGCUUACCUCAAGGUACAGAAACACCCUAUGGCCAGUACUGAGGAAGGUCCUCAAUUUGGACAAAGGAGGCAUUUUUGGAUUCAAUACAUCUAAUGUGAAGGAAGAACAUUUUCCAAAUACUUUGUUUUGGUUCCCUUUGAGAAAAGCACCAUCCACCCUCCUGGAAAAGAUUUACCUUCCCUCAAGAAUGAUGGAACUGAUAGAAUCAUUCAGAAGAGAGGCAGACACAACUCUGCUGUUUCUUCGAUACAUCAGCUCAAUCACAAUAAUGGAAAACAGGGACAGUGUAUUGUAUAAAGUGACUAUAGAGGGAACUGAUGAUUCAAAAGACAAUUUCUCUGACUUACGCAAAUAUACAAGAGAUUGGUUAAAGUACGCAAAUUCAAAACCAGAAGAUUCCCAAAGUAUUGCAUACAAUGCCCUGGUAAUCACCAAGAAUGGAAAAGAGGAUUCAGCAAAGAAAGCAGUGUUCAAAAUUGUCAAUUUUUACCAAGGCACAAAGGAAAUGUCCCAAGGUCUCAAAGAAUUGUCAGAAGAUGGAGAUAAUGCACCAUUUGUUGGAGUAGCAUAUCCUCUACAGAUGGAGGAAUCAUUUAAUGCUCAUGUGUUCUGUUUUCUGCCUUUGCCUUUUCAGUCCAGUAGUUUGACCAAUCUGCCUGUACAUGUGAACGGGUUUUUUAACCUGGAUCCAGCACGAGAUCAUGUUUUACAUGCCACAGCAGGGCAGGUUGGAAAGAGAGAUAAAAACAUAGAAUGGAAUGAGCGACUGAUUAAAGAAGUAAUAUCUCAAGCGUAUAUAAAGCUGAUCGAGGAUCUUCUCAAGGAAGGUAGUCCACGAGAGAUUGUCUAUCGCUGUUUACCUGAUGUUCAGAAAGUUGAUAGUGCAUUGUGGAAACUCCUCCUUCAGCCUGUCAUGGAAAGUGUCCUACGAAUGAAUAUCUUCCAGACUGAGAAGCAGGAGAAAACUUGGGUUAGUUUUGAACAGGCUGUAUUUGAUGUUUUUGUUGACAGAGAAAGAGAAGUAGCAGAGAAAACAAAGGAUGUAGUGAUAGAAUUGAUCAAAGAGUACAGUGAAAACUUAGUCAUAUUGCCAAAGCAUUUGAGAAUUUUAGUGGAGUCACAUACAGAGUACAGAUUUCUACCUGAAAUCCAGCCAAAGGUUAUUAACACAGAAUAUGUAGCCAAUCUUUUGCUCAAAGAUCACAGAUAUAAAGAGAAGAAUAGAUCCACCAAAGUAGUACUUCUGGGUUACUUCUUAGAAUACGGUCAUCAAGAAGUAUGGAAACAACUGGAACUGUUGCCAACAAAUGACAAGACCCACUUUAUGUCUCUAAUAUCCAAAAGAACACUGUAUUUGUGCUCAGAAAGCGAAGCUGACUUAUUCCCAGAGUUAGAAAAACAAUUGCUGUCUGAUUUGAGAGAAGACAUGAAAGCCAAAUUGAUGACAAUUCAAAUUCAUACAAAGUUUUUAAAGAAAUGGAGUCCCAAAGAUUUUUCACAACUACUGAAAGCAUCUGUGGAAGCACAAGGAAUUGUGUCAUCCACUCAACUUGACAACACAAAUAGGCAAACUGUGUCAACUUGGAUCAAAAGAGUUUGGUCUUUUUUGUCUGAAAAUCAAGAUUUGAUCCCAAAAGUCGAAACACUUCCAAUUCUACCAGAACCAAGGAAUGGAAAAUCAGCUAUUCAAUGUUUGCAUUCUUUGAAGGGAGACCAUAUGCUUACACAGUCACAGGGCUUGACUCCACUUCCUGGUGAGGUGAAAGAAGUUCUGAAAAUUUGUGGUGUAAGAUUAUUGGAAGCAGUGUCAUUUGUCCCAGACGAAAUUGUGACAAAAUAUAUUGCAUAUCCAACAGCAGAAGAUGUUUGUAAUGUUUUGGAAAAAGCUUUUAAAAAAAAUGAAAGCUAUAUUGGUAAGAUCAAUCAACUACCAGUGAACACAAGGAAACAUUUGGCUGUAUUCUUGGGAAAAAGCAGCUUAAAGAAAAUGACAGAUUCCUUAAAGAUAUUUUUAAGGAGAUUGAAAUUAUUUCCAGUUCAUAAUUCACACAAAGCAGGUGCUGACCUUUAUUCAGUGAUGGAAGUUACAGACAUUGUCCCCCAAUCAUUGAAGAAUUUCCCAGUCAAAUACCCAACUCUGCUGAUUGAUGGAAGUUUUCAAGGUCUUUUUCUGGCCUAUUGUUUGGGGUGCUGGGAAUUAGAAGAACAAAGACUGAUGGAGAAGACCCUGUAUGCAAUUUCAAAUCAUGAAAUAUACCAACCAGAUGAAGUUGCUUUGUUUAUGAAUUAUUUUUUGAAGAGACUUGAUGAAUCUACUUCUGGAAAGCAGUUAGAAAUAGCUUCCAGUAUACCAUUUGUUGAAACUGGAAAUAGUGAAUUGAAAGCUCCAAAAGACUUAUUUAAUCCAUCUGAUGGUGAAUUGCGUGAACUUUUUCAAGGUGAGGAAAAAAGCCGUUUUCCCAACAAUUCUGUAGACUGUUGGAAGUUGCAAAAAUUGAAGAUGAAAACCUCAGCAGAUAUUACUGCAGAAGAUAUAUUGGAGACAGUCACAUUUAUGGAGGCAACUGAGGCAAAAUUAGACUGUGCCAAACGUAAAAGGAAGGCAAAUGCUGUCCUCAAGUUCAUUGGUAACCUGCAGCAUCAUUUUGAAUUUAACAAGUUCAUUGAGGAAGUGAAGCAAAAGUGUUGGAUGCCAGUGAUGAGAAAGAGACCAGGCAGAUAUCCGAAGCAAAUGGAUUGGAAGGGUGAAGAAAGGAAGGUAUGCAGACCCAUUGAUGCGUGCUCUCAAGAAAACAGCUCAGUUGUUGGCUCUGUAUGUUUUAUUUCUGAUUGUGAUCAAACCCAAGAGGUGUUACAGUGGUUACUACAGACCCCAAACACAGAUCUAGCUAUUCAACAGUUAAAACAUUUGUCAGAGAAGUACAAAGACUUAAAGCAACCUUUGGAGUAUGAAUGGAUGCUGAAAGAGUUGUUUGAUUUUCUGGCACCCAAGGCCAUAAACCCUGCUGAAUCGAAACAACUAGACAUUGUUCCAACUAAGUUAUCAUUCACAAAGAGCUCAAAUGUAUACAUAGAGUUUUUGAGUGAUACUUUCCAAAUACAAUUAGAGCCUUACAUGUAUCAACUGAGUGAAUGCUGGACAGUUAAGGCUGAAAUGAGAAACUUCUUUAUUCACAUAGGCUGCAAAGAGUGUUUGACCACUGAAGAUCUCAUACUGGUUCAGGAAAAGAUCAGAGACUACCACAACUGUAUUGAUAGCCCCCGAGAAAGCACUGAGAUCAUAAGAGAUUUGCAUAUUUUGAUUGAUAUCUUGAACAUUUCAAAAGAAAAUUGUGAAAAGUUGUCUCAAAAACAACUGUCUCGUAUCCUAUUUCCAGUUCAGACAAAAAUAGAGCAACUGGUUCUGAAACCAGCCCAAGAGUGUACCUACACAGAUGACAAACACAUCGAAUUUCUGGACUUAGAAGGAAAUGGCAAAGAAGAUGCAAAUGAGGAGCUUCACUUUGUACAUGAAAUGGUCAGGGAGUCUGUUGCCGAGUGCCUUGGUGUUUCAUCCUUGACACGCAGAGUUAUGGAGAGUGGAGGGAUUGAAGAUUUGGAAUUUGAACAAUGGGGGCAAGAAGAACCACUUACCACAAGGAUUAGAAAUCUUUUGGAGGAGUAUACUGAUGGACUUUCUGUGUUCAAGGAAAUGCUACAAAAUGCUGAUGAUGCAGGAGCAAGUUGUAUGAAGAUACUAUUUGAUGAAAGGCAGAAUGUACAGGCAAGAACUGGUUUGAUUGACAAAGGUAUGGAAGAGUGUCAGGGACCUGCCCUUUGGUUCUACAAUGAUGCUAAAUUUGAAGAUAAGGAUUUUCAGAAUAUCAUUAAACUUGGAGGUGGAACCAAAAAAUUGGAGAACACAAAGAUUGGAAAAUUUGGAUUAGGAUUCUGUUCUGUGUAUAACAUCACAGAUGUCCCUAGCAUCGUCAGUGGAAAGUACAUUGUUUUCUUUGAUCCAAGAACUAUACAUCUUGGAAAAGCUAUAAAGGACAAAUCAAAACCUGGUCUUCGCAUUCCCAUUUCAAAGGUGGUGAGCAAAUUCAAAAAGCAGUUCAUGCCUUAUAAUAAAAUUUUCAAUUGUGAUCUUUCAGCAGAGAGAAAUCAAGAGGAAUAUGAUGGCACUCUCUUCAGACUUCCAUUGCGUACAUCUACACAGGCCAAAGACGAAACCAACAGCAUAUCCUCAGAAGAGUACAGACAUGGAGAUGUUGUGUCUAUCAUUAAGAAAUUCAUGGAAUCUGCUGGCAAUCUGUUGCUGUUUACACAAAAUGUUGAGAAGAUUGAACUGUACUCUCUUCAGUCUGAUGACCCUGAAAGAUGUUGCCUGUUAUACUUGGUUGAAAGGAGUGGAGAAUUACAAUGUACAAACCUUCUUGAAAAGGCCAAAGCUUUAGUAACAGUGGGAGAAAAGAGAUAUGUGGAGACUUUUAAUAUUGGCAUCAAUGUACAAGUGAACAGCAGUGGUGUUGAAAAGUUCUUUGGAAGAGAUUAUGAACAUACCAUGACUGGAUCAGUUUCUAACUGGAUGGUGUCUUGGGCUGUAUCAGAUAUUGAACAAGAACUGAAGGGGUCACUUCCAGUAGCCAGUACAGCUAUUCCUCUCUCUUUCUCACUUGACAGAAAUCAAAGUAAUGCCCCUUAUGGAUUCUACAAUACUGGACAUGUGUUCUGCUUCCUUCCACUUCCACAAGAAAGCCAAACUUUAGCUCAUCUCAAUGGCUGUUUUGCAGUAGAACAGAGUAGAAAAAGAAUUGUGUCUCCAUCCAAAGAUGUAACCGAAAGAGAAAAGCGAGCAGAUUGGAACCAAUCAUUGAUGUCAACAGCACUGAGCACAGCAUACAUAAACAUGCUUGAAAACAUCCAAAGCUCCAAUGUAUCAGCAGAGUAUUCAGCAGUGUGGCCUGUAUCUUUUGAAGGAAAUCCCUUCAACCCUUUGGUAUCUGCAUUCUAUAAAGAUGUUUCGCAGAGUGAAUGCAAAGUAUUUUAUCAAGAUGGAAAUCCAUUUGAAAAGGUCUCUCUUGGUGAAUGUGUCUUUCUGGAUUUUACUUUGCAAGAUGAUCCAGAUGUGGGAAAAACUGCUUUCCAGUGUCUGAAGCAGUUUAAUCCUUUUGGAAGGCAAGUGAUGCACAUGCCUCUUGAUAUACAAAAUGAAUUUAAGGAGGCUGGCUGUGAGAGUUACUUGGACAAACAAAUCUGCAGUGAAGAGAAUUUUUUCACAUCUGUUUUCCUUGUAAAUCUUCAGGACAAAUUUUGGAACUCUGACAAAAGAAAAGAAGUACGCAGCUGUCUUCUGAGGCGCAUUCUCAAGAGUGGAAAUGGAAAAGUCCUAGAGAAAAUGAAAGAAAUUAAAUGCAUUCCAACAAAGCCAGAAGGAUUACUUAGAAAACCUUCGGAUUUAAUUGACCCAUCUUCAGAUUUGCAUGAAAUUUUCUGUGUUUCUGACAACAGAUUUCCUAAAGAUGAAUUCAUGUUGUCAGAUGUUGUCAAACAGGCCCUGGUGGACCUUGGAAUGAAUGCAAACCAUUUGCCUGAUGAAAUGCUUCUUGAAAGAGUGCAUAGCAUACAUGUUUGUGCACAGGAUGAUUCUGAUUUAGCAAGAAAGAGGUGCAUAGCAAUUCUGAAAUAUAUCAUACGAAUCAAUCCGUCACAAAGUGUACUUGAGAAAAUCAAGGGGAUUCCGUUUCUACCAGUGAUGAAAGAACCAAGUGAUUGGCCAUGCCAGUGGGGUUCCAGCCAAGACUGUCAAUUUGCAGCUCCUGACAAGUUGUUCAGGAUGAACUGUAAGUACUUGAUUGGAAACGUACAGAAAAUUUUGGACGAAAACAUCAUACAGGAAUCAGGGUAUGACUUAUUUAGAAAUCUUUCCAUGAAGUCUUCAGAAGAUGUGGAGCAAGACCUUGUAAUUUGCCAGCUUAAAACUGUUUCAGAAUUGGGACAUAAUGUACCAAGUUCAACAGAAAAUAAUUUGAGAAGAAUAUGUGAAGCUGUGUAUGAAUAUUUGAACAACUGUGUUUCAUUAGAAGACUUGAAAAGUUUCCAGACUUUGCCUUGUAUACUUACACAGUCCUGUGAGUUGGUGGAACCACGCCGUACUUCACUUUGCAUCACAGAUGAUGUUUCUCCUUAUAUUUACAAAAUUGAUAGUAAAUGGUCUGACUAUGAAAAUUUCUUGCUGAGUGUUGGUGUUCAUCAGUUUGUGGAAUCAGAUUUCAUUGUAAACAUUUUAGAAAGCAUUGAGAUGGUAGAAGGGGAAGCUGUGGAAAAUCUAAAUGCUGUUGUCAAACUGUUCAAUUUUUUAGAUGGCAGCAGACUUGUGAAAGAGUUCCUUCUGCCUGACCAGAAGGGAAUAAUGAGAAAACCAAAGGAUUUGUGUUUUGAGGAUGGAAAUGACAAAAUAAAUGACAGAAACCUAAUAUUCACUCAUGCAGAUCUAAGAAUUACAGUGUGCAAGAAAUUCAGUGUGCAGUCUAAAAGUGCAAAGUACAUCAGAAAAUUUUCCUCUGGUAUGCCCUUUGGACAAAAAGAAAAACUUGUCACGAGACUUCACAAUAUUUUGGAGGAUUAUCCGUGUGACAUAUCAAUACUAAAUGAACUUCUGCAAAAUGCUGAUGAUGCUGGAGCAACAGAAAUACACUUUGUGUAUGACAAACGAAACCAUCCUGAAGAGGGAUUAUUUGAUGAAUCCAUGAAAAGCAUUCAAGGACCAGCUCUUGUUGUCUUCAAUGAUUCUAGUUUCUCAGAAAAAGAUAUCGAGGGAAUAUCAAAACUUGGAGAGGGGAGUAAAUCUGAUGAUCCCAAUAAAACUGGCCAGUUUGGAAUAGGAUUUAAUGCUGUUUACCACAUCACUGAUGCUCCAUCAUUCUUGUCAAAAGGAGAGAAAACCCCAAAUGGUGGAACCUUGAUUAUGUUUGAUCCACAUUGCAGAUAUGUUCCAGAUGCAACUCCAGAAAGCCCUGGACUUAGAGUUGAUGAUCUCAGUUGUGUAAAAGAGACCUAUUCAGGAACCUACAAAACCUAUCUGCAGGAUAUUCUCCCAGCAUCUUCAGGAACCUGGUUCCGUUUCCCCCUACGCCCACAAGAAGUAGCAGACAAGUCAGAAAUCACAAAAGAAGAGGUCAAUGAUGAAAGAAUGUCUAAUAUUUUAGGGGCAUUUGAAAAGGAAAUGUCUAAAUCCCUGCUUUUCUUGAACAAUGUGAGAUGUAUUAAGUUGUCAGAGAUAGAAGAUGAACAGAUUUCAACUAGAUGUGAAGUAAGUGCUGCAUUUGUUCAUGAAAAGGAUUCUUCUGACAUGAGAUUAUUUCAGUCAAAAUGUAUGGAAGAGUUGCUGUCAUUGAAAAAGGGACAACAAAUUCUUGGUGAGCAGUGUGGAUUUUCUUGUAAUUAUUGCAUUGACGUCAAAGGGAAAGCUGAAGGCAGAAAAUGGAAUGAAACCUGGGCUGUAUCAAGAGUGUUUGGGACAAUGACAAAGAAUUCCUUGACAGAUGAGUUGAGAUUCGGUUACAAGACAAAGACAGUAAAUCUUUCACCAAGAGCUGGUAUUGCAGCAUGUUUGACACAAGAGUCUAUCAGUGAUUCCAUAGAGAUGGAAACAAGUGUUGUGGAAGUCUCCUGUGAAUGUGAUAGUGAUUCAGCAGAGUUGGCAACAAACUCACCAGAAAAUUUGGAGACCUUGAGGGCAUUUUGUUUUUUGCCUUUACAAUGUAGCACUGGCCUACCAGUCCAUAUCAAUGGACACUUUGCUCUGAAUUCAAGCAGAACAAAUAUUUGGAGAGAUGAUGGAAAAGACCAACACACUGUAAAAGGCUCAUGGAAUGAAUUGAUAUUAAGUGAAAUCUUACCAUUUGCAUAUAUCACCUCUUUGCAGUUCCUCAAGGAAAUCCUAUUUCCUGGGUUGCAGGGCAUUCAUGCUGACAAUAUUGAUGUGUACAACAGUUUUUUUCCAGUCAUUGACAGAAUAAAAGAUGAUAUAUGGAAAACAGUGGCCAAAGUGCUUUAUCAUAAAGUGGUCGUGUAUGACAUUGCUCUGUUUCCUGUCCUGUUAGAUGAUGAAACAAUUACAUCAAUGAGGGACACAGAUUUCAUUCUCGCCAGAGAAACUAUUACAGACCAGGGAAAAUCAGCAAUUGCUUUUGUGCCUCUAAAAAGCCAGGAGCAGAGAUUCCCUGCAUAUUUUAACCAGCUGGAAGAGCAGUUGACAAUUGAAACUAAAGAGCUUGCAGAUGGUAACAGGUAUGAGUCUGAGGAUUCCCACUUGGAGAAGAUCCAAAUGCUUAAAAAAAGAAGUGCAGAAAUUACAAAAAUCUUUAAGAUGCUUGGUCUUAAACUCCUGAAUUCAACAUAUGAGAUACUCCAAAGCAUUAAAAUGUCCAUUGCAUCUUGUGAAGACACUGGAUUUAUUCCUAAAGCAAUAGAAGCUCCUGAUGUGCUUCAGUAUUUGCUAUCAUGGAACAGUGACUAUAAAGACAAAUGUAGAAUAGACUCUGUAGAUGUGAACAUUCAAUCGUCAGUACUGAAAGAUGUGACAAAUGUUCAGACUUUGUUGUCUUAUUGCUUUAAAAAUGGAGAACACAUCAGUCACCUUGAGGGAAUUCCAUUAUGUGUUUUGGAAAGUGGGAUAUUGACCUGUUUUUCUGGGUCAUCACCAAAAAUAGUCUCUGAAUUUUGUCAUUUGCUGAAAGAUUCAAAGAAUGCCUUUUUGAAUAUUGCACUAGUUCCUGUUUUCGAAAAAAGGCUCCAAAAUAGUCCAUGUAUCCAGAGACUGACUAUAGCUCGCUUUGCAGAACUUUUGAAAGAUAAUAUCAAUGGUUACUACAAGAGUGAGGAUCCAGUGUCAUGGAAUCUUGGUGAUUUAGAAGAGCCAUGGAUUAAAGAGGUGUGGACAUUCCUUGCUUCAACAAACAACAGCAAAAAAGAGGUAGCCAAAGACUGCAUCCACUAUCUCUCUGAAUGGUGCCUAGUUCCCACUCAAAACAGAACAGGAGAAUAUUAUUUAUAUCCUUUCUGCUUGGCUGAUGCUGUUUUGAGUACCAACUUCGAAUGGAAAGAUGGAACAAUGUCACAAGUUAUGCCAAGCAUAGAUUUUCCAAGAUUACUGAAGCUAGAGUCAUUUAAAUGCAAGGGACUUGCAAAUUACAUAUGUGCUUCUGAGUCAACACCUCACAAUGUUCUGAGAUUGUUUCAGUAUCACAGAAGAAGGUAUUGUGAUUGCAUAUCCACAACCCUUGCAAGUCAAGUUUUAAAGUUUCUUUUGGCUAAGCUGCAUUCUGAAGUAAAGGAAAAAGAUGGGAAAAUUCUGGCUCACUUCCAAGACACUUGUUUAUUUGAAACUCUUGAUGGAUUGGUGACCAAUUUACCUUUAGAAAGGAAAACAAUUUGUUUGAAAGAUGAGGACAAUUUUCCACAAGAUAAUUUACCUAUGAUGUGUGAAUGUUUGGGAAUUACUCUCCUCAGAAGGAAAGAUUUCCUGGAAGAUUUUGGAAUUGAUUUUUUGAUACAGGAAGACUUCUAUGUCCAUAUUUUCCUACCCAAGGCAAAAUAUUUAGACAACCCUAUCAUCAGGACUCAUAUGGAACACAUCAAAAAUACAAAAAUGUAUUCAGGAGAGAGAUCAGAAAUGAUGAGAGACUUGAUUUGGGGCAUAGCAUGGAUAGAAAAUGAAGAAACAGGAGCACAUCAGAGAGUUUGCAACUUCUAUUCACCAUAUUUAGAGGUUUGUUAUCUUUUUUGCUCACAGACUGAUUUAUUACCUGCAGAGUUCCAUGAUUCAGAAUGGGAAGAUUUUAUGGAAUUUGCUGGGAUCAAGAAAGACGUACCAUUUGAGAUGUUGCUGGAAUUUGGUAGUCAGAUUGAAAACUCAACUAGCUUUGAUGAGCUUGUUAAAAGAAAGUCUAGGGUUCUUUUGAAUUACAUAUUCCAAGAAAAAAAACUAAAAUAUGAAUUUUCAGCUUUCAUGAGAAAGUUCAGGAAAAUUAAUUGUGUGCUUCCUUUUGAAAUCCCAGAAACACAUGCAGAAAUUCUACCUCAGUGUGGGAAUGAUAGAUUUGUUUGUUUUGAAGGAUCAGUAUUGUCAAAAGGAUGGGAACUUAUUUGGUCACAGUGCAUUGUUGUUCCUGAGAAAAUAGUUGGAAAAGUAGAUAAAGACAUUCUGGGGAUCAGAAAGGUUCCUAACGUCAAUGAUGUGAUUAAUCAUAUUCACAAACUUUGUGCUAAAUUAAAAACUGAUAAGUGCACAGAGAAAUCAUUGAAACUUGAAUUGAUGGAAUGUGUUUAUACAGAGUUAAACAGAUUGUUGUCCUCUUCUCCAAGACCAAAUUUUCUCAUACAGAAGCUGAAGACGGGACUUACUGAAACACCAUUCAUCUAUAAUAACUGUACAGAUGAAUUCGUCUGUCCAUAUGAAGUUGCUUUGCGUCUUGACACAAAAAAGUGUAUAGGGGGUUACCUCUAUAGUGGACCUGAAAGAUUUGGCAAAUUUUAUGAAAUGUUUAGACAGAUUGGUGUUGAGGAUCAUCCAGGAUUUUACCACUACUUGCGUUUGUUUAACUUGCUGUAUAGAAAAAUAUCUUCAAAGUCAAUGGCACCAGAAGAGAUUCAGAUUGCACAGAAAGCAUUCAAAGACUUGUUAAAGUGCCUAGAAGAUAAAAACCUUGAUUUCAGACAAAUCCCACAAGUAGUUGAUCUAUAUCUGCCUUCAGAGGAUAACAAGCUAGUGCUUUCAACAGAGCUCAUUUUGUGUGAUAGACCGUCUUUUAAAAAAAGAUUAGCUGGAGAAUCUACAGUCCAAUAUGUAAAGAUAGACUCGAUGCAAAAGACAGAUUUGCUCCAGAAACUACCAGAUCAAUUCAGACCCAAAUCACUAUCUGGACUUUUUCAUGAGGUCACUGAUAUAGGGGAUGAAUGUGAAGCUGAUGACCAUAUUUCAAGGCUGAGGAGAAUUUUCCAGUCUGAAGCUUUCGUGGAAGGAAUUAUCACCUACAUUCAGACAAAAAUAGAAGCAGGUGUGAACCAGCAACAAAAGAGCAGCAUUACAAGGUCCCUCCAGAAUGUUCGUUUUAAACAAGUUACUUCUCUGCAGACAGUCCUGGAAAACAAUGAAAAUCAAAUGCUGAUAGAUAAAACUCGUAGAGACAAACAAAUUUAUUACACAAAGACUGAUGGUGGAAUUGUGAUUUAUUUGAAAAUGAAUCCGCUUUGGACUUCCUUUCAACAGUGCUUUGAGGCAUGGAAAUCCAAACUUAGUCAGGUUGUCUGUCUGUGUGUGCCUAAGAGGAUGCUUGUAUAUCAGGAUGGAGAUUUCAUUACUGAACUCCUGCUUUGUGGUUCAGAUAUUGACAUUGUAGAGAUUUGUAAGAAACACCAAAUUCAAUUACAAUCGAAAAGUUGGUCACCUGCUCUGGGGUCACAUGUACCCAUUGAUCUCCAUGAUACACUGGAUAACACAUUUUGUGAUUUUCAAGAGGGAGAUAUUGUAGCAUAUGAAGUAUUUGACCCCCUUAUUGAUGUUGAUAGUGAGGAUAAUAUACUGGUGCUUGACUCCGAAUUUAUUUACGUUCGUGUAAUAAAAAAAGAUGAUGAUGCUGUGUUCCCUCAUUAUACUGUGUUUAAUGGUACAAAAGAAAUAUCAGUAAGCUCAAUUAAACUUUACAAAUUUGUUCGCAAGGCUGAGGAACAGACAACAGAGCUGGUACCAUUUAGUACUGACAGGAUUAAGAAGCAAAGCACAGGCCAUGCUCGGAUCCUUGCUGAUAUAAAAAGAAUGUUGAUCGCUGCAUGGAAGUUACCAAGAGCAGAGAGAAGGGCAAUCAUUAAAAGAUUGCUUCUGCAAUGGCAUCCAGAUAAAAAUCCAGGAAACACUGAUCUGGCGAAAGAAGUCACUCAGUUUAUUCUUGAUAUCAUUGGAAAGUUGGAACGAGGAGAAAUAGAAAAAGAAGACUACACAGCGGGAUACAGUGGGGGAGGAUCAUCUUAUCAUUACGGAACAUCUCAGAACGAGUGGCAUCGUUUUCAAGAAAAUGUAAACAGCUGUGGGAGUAGGCGGCAUCGGAACAGGAGACAUGGCGGGUUACCUGGUGGUUGGUACUAUAGCGGAUCUAUGUACACACGUCAGCCACCUGAUCCACAACCAGCUGUUGGUCUUCAGUGGUUGAGGCAGUCCAAGUAUGACUGUCGAGCAGCAAUUGAUGAACUCAGAACUGGUGAACAACAGGAUUCCAGUACUGUGAAAAUCUGGAACUGGGUGUGCUACAAAUCUCAUCAGUCUUGUGAGAAGGCACUGAAGGCUGUAUUGUAUGGUCAGGAUGCCAACAUUGCCAACCUCUAUAGGACUACCCAUGACUUGUCCUUGCUUGCCUCGGCUUCUCCCUCUCUUGCCUCAGCUCGUGACCCAGUGAAUGAGUUUGCUAGUAAUAUCACCAAUCUCCACACCACAAUGAGAUACCCUUCUGAUGGACAGUUACCUGGAGACAGGUUUACCAAGGUGCAAGUCGAGAAAGCUGUGAGCAUUGCCCAGAGAGUUAUUGAGGUAUGCGAGAACUGCUUAGUGUGUUGACCAAAAAAAACCAAGAGUUACUGAGGCAUGCAAGAACUGCUGAGUGUGAUGGCCCACAAUGAUCAUGUACUAAUUAACAUGAUGAAUCCUUUAAUUGUAGGGGAUACUGGUUCAUCAAAGUGUAAAUCUU